Macadamia integrifolia is the source of this 1937-nucleotide messenger RNA. RefSeq names its product squamosa promoter-binding-like protein 14. Bases 497 to 1651 code for a protein of 384 amino acids. Gene Ontology annotation, molecular function: DNA binding. The record is from RefSeq and is a predicted model, not a curated record. Lineage: Eukaryota; Viridiplantae; Streptophyta; Magnoliopsida; Proteales; Proteaceae. The transcript is spliced from 3 exons. Gene Ontology annotation, cellular component: nucleus.
AAGUCCAAAUCUUUGAAGUUAGGUUUAAGCGUUAAGCCUCUUCUCUUUUCUCUUAUUUUCUCGAGAAAUGUUGAGUUCACACUCUGAUACCCACUUUAAUGACCGUAACAGGAGAUUUCAAAAGCUCUACAGUGCAGAACCCAACUCCAAGUUCUCUCUCUCUCAUCUCAAGAAAGGCAUUCACAAUUUCACAUACACAAUUACACACGCACGCACUCAUUCACUCUCUCUCUGUCUUCUAAAUUUUUUUGAGAGACUCAUCAGUGUACUAAUACCCGAGCUGGCAUGGGCCAAAUGGCAGUUGUCGGCUUUAUACUUCCACAACAGCAGCAGCAUAGAAGCCGGGGAGCUGUAACCAGCAACACCCACCGUCUCCUUUUUCACCAUCAGUCCUUUUAACUCUUUAAGCCAUCAUCAUCCAUACUUGUUAUCUAUUUGCCCCCACCCAACUUUUAUGGCCAUGGAUAGGAGCUUGGAGUAGAGAGACCCACCUCCCAUGGAGAUGAGUUCUGGCUCUGUUGCUGUGUCUGCGGCUUCUGGUUCCUCCGAUUCUAUCAAUGGAUUGACAUUCGGUAAGAAAAUAUACUUUGAAGAUGUGGGUAUUGGAAUCCCUGCCAAAUCAGGUUGUGGGUCGUCGUCGUCGUCGGUAUCGGUUACUGAGGAGCCCAUGGCAGCGCCGACGAAGAAGGGGAGAGGGGUUGUGCAGGGCGGGCAGCCUCCUAGGUGCCAGGUUGAGGGCUGUAAGGUGGAUCUGAGCGGUGCCAAGACUUAUUAUUCCAGGCACAAGGUUUGUGGUAUGCACUCCAAGUCUCCUAAGGUCAUCGUUGCAGGCUUGGAGCAGAGGUUCUGUCAGCAGUGUAGCAGGUUUCAUCAGCUUCCUGAAUUUGACCAAGUAAAGCGGAGUUGUCGUAGACGUUUGGCAGGGCAUAAUGAGCGUCGGAGGAAGCCACCGCCUAACUCUUUAUUAUCUUCACGCUGUGGGCGGUUGUCCUCUUCUCUCCAUGAAGCCAGCAGUAGAGUUGGAGGCUUUGUCAUGGAUUUUACAAUGCACUCAAGGCUGCCUACAAGGGAAGUGUGGCCGACUGCAAGAGAUGGUGAUAGGGUAUCUGGCAACCAACCCAUGGGUAUGGGGAAGUUAUUUCCACAUCAUUGGCAAGGGAACUCAGAAAGUCGACCAGCUAAUGUCUUCUCUCAUCUGUCCCACACGUAUAUGCAAGUUCCAGCAGGUGGAACGGCCUUCUCCAAUGCAGGAAUUCCUCCAGUUGAAUGCUUUGCAAGAGUCUCUGACUCCAGUUGUGCUCUCUCUCUUCUGUCAACUCAGCCAUGGGGCUCCAGAAACCAAGCAUCCGGUCUUGAACUGGACAACUUUAAAGAUGCGGAAGGAGCUCCAAUGGUCCAAUCAAUGGCACCCCAUGGUGCUGUAGGAAGUAACAUAACAAGAAACACAUGGAGUUUCAAGGGCAAUGAAGCCAGUAUUAAUCGCUCACAACAAAUGCCACGUGAUAUGGGCAUGGGACAACUCUCACAAUCUGUUGAUAAUCAGUUCUCUGAUGAGCCUGAGUUAGCUCAGCAGGGGAGCCGUCCAUACAUUGGACUAGGAAGCGCCAGGGGAUGUGGCUCUUCCAAUAAUCAGAUGCACUGGUCCCUCUAGAGAUUCUGAAGCAGACACCAUGCUUAGUACUUGGAUUACUUCUGACCAUUCUCCAGGUUUGCAUGGAUGUGGGAUCUCUCUUUUUUGUGUUAUUAUACUCUUUAAAAUUUACUUGGGAAUACUGAGUUUAGAUCUAGUGGAUGUGUUUGCUAGUAUUGGGAAAGAAGACCAUUAUCUUUGUAUUACCGAACUAACGAUGUUGUCGGCAGCUAUGGUGGUUUGAAACAAUAUCAUUUUGGACAUGACAUUGGAUGGUAUUGUCAAUAUUAUCUUAAAUUGUGGAACA